AUGGACUUGGGUUCCGACUCCCAGGGUCAGCCUGGGAGUAAUGGCAACGAGACCACGUCACAAGCUCAACUUGGAUGGGAGGAAAAUACCACAAAAUAUGCGGCAGAAAGUGAUGAUAUAGUCGAAAUGCGGAGGCGGAUCCACGCAAUUUGGAAAUUAAAUGUUUCAAGCCAGGAAAAAGCCCGGUUGAUGCAUGAAAUCAUGACAGAAGGGUAUUAUUCCGCGGUCAAGUCCCGCUCUCCUCCACCCACACCCCAAGGACAUGAUGCCCCUUGUACUCCAGAGUCAUCAAGAAAGCAACGAGCGCUGGGCAAUCUUUCGUCUAGUUCAGAGUCGGACAGUGGCAUAUCCGGAAGCCCGUAUUACCUAUCGCAGGAAGACUUGGAACGAACAUACUUUUGCAGGUCUGUUAAUGAUAACCAACCUGCAGAUGACCCGUUUACGGACAAUCUUGAAGAAGCCGCAUCCGAUGAAGUCGUCGAGCUAGGCUGCAUGCACUACAAAAGGAACGUGAAGAUUCAAUGCUUUACGUCGAAUCUCAUACCCUUGAUCGAAAGAAGACAGAAAACAUGCUUUGCAUGCUAUGUUAUUCUCCACAGCCUGCAGGCCAAUGGUGCAAUUCCUGUGGCGCCCAAUCAGCCUUUUAUUAUUGCUCUAUAUGUAAACUCUGGGAUGAUGAUGCUGAAAAAAGCAUAUACCAUUGCGGUGAUUGUGGCAUUUGUCGCCUUGGUCAGGGACUUGGAAAAGAUUUUUUCCACUGCCAGGUAA
Trichophyton benhamiae CBS 112371 is the source of this 768-nucleotide messenger RNA. RefSeq lists its product as uncharacterized. Bases 1 to 768 code for a protein of 255 amino acids. The transcript is spliced from 2 exons. Lineage: Eukaryota; Fungi; Ascomycota; Eurotiomycetes; Onygenales; Arthrodermataceae. The record is from RefSeq and is a predicted model, not a curated record.